Juglans microcarpa x Juglans regia is the source of this 691-nucleotide messenger RNA. RefSeq lists its product as uncharacterized. Lineage: Eukaryota; Viridiplantae; Streptophyta; Magnoliopsida; Fagales; Juglandaceae. The record is from RefSeq and is a predicted model, not a curated record.
UGCAGGAUUGGUGGAAGUGUUGCACCUGAGAAUCGGAUCGGGCGCAGAGUUCUGCUGAGUUUCAAAGAAACCCCGGGAAGUAACGCUACCUAUGAGUGCGCUCCUUCCGGUCCCUGCGUUCCCUGCCUCUACUCCGAAAAGAAUGAUGAAAAAUAUAGGUGCAGUGAGACUGUUUAUCGUAUUCCAUACAAAUGUGUAGAAAUUAGAGAUAAUUCGAAGGACGCAAAUGUGAAAAAUUCUCAUAAUAGCCGUUUUACUCUUGAAAUCUCUGACAAGAAUACAAAAUUAAAUGGUGUAUUGCAUGAUGCUGGAGAACUCACUUCUUCAAUGAGGGAGAGAAGUGUACUUGAUGAUCCAUCAAUGUUAAAGAGUGGACUGCAAGCUUAUACUACAUAUGAAAGCUGUUUACCGCCGGUUAAUGAAGAGAAGUUGUCAGUGCUUGGGUUUGAGGGGAUUGUGUUGUGUUUGUUGCUCAUUAGCGGCACGGUUGUAUACUUCAGAAGAAAGCGGACCAUUGCAAUGACAGGUUUUGGAGGGAGGAUCCAGACCAACUCUAGGUUUUAAUGCAUCGUAUGGAUCCUUUUGCUUUAUAUUUUCCCCUAUAAUAAAUAGCAAGUCAAACAGUGUAAUAACAUCUAAAAUGAUUAGAUCAUUCUAAACUUUUAUUCAAUGUAAAGAGAAGACAACCUUA